Messenger RNA from Penaeus chinensis, 1078 nucleotides. Its product is annotated as homeobox protein Hox-B4-like. Lineage: Eukaryota; Metazoa; Arthropoda; Malacostraca; Decapoda; Penaeidae. The transcript is spliced from 5 exons. The record is from RefSeq and is a predicted model, not a curated record. Bases 1 to 369 code for a protein of 122 amino acids.
AUGGAUGCGGACGGCCGGACGCUGCAGUUCCGAGUUGUCCCAGCUAGCAUCGAGCGUUCUCGCCUGCCCCGCGCGAGGCCGCCGCGUGGGGCAUCGCCUCAGUGUGCCCGCAACCUCCGCGCAGGGAACUCCUCCACGCCGCCUCCAGCGCCUCCACCACCGCAGCCGCAGCCGCAGAGAUGCCUAAGCCCAAGGAGGAAAUUGACGACGGCCUCCGGCAACCUCCAGAGAAGAUCACGCACAGCUUCAAUGAGGAGUUCUUCGCCAUGGCGGCGCUGUGCCUCGCCUCCGCCUUCGCCUUCUUCUGCUGCCCGAUCUUCAUGGAGCGACCACAGCAGUAAGACGUCGCUUGCGUUCCCGUACCUGUGAUACAGCAUGAGCCCGCACGACCAGCUGCCUUUGGAGGAGGGCGAGGAAGCCGCAGGGCACGACGUGGCCUGAGGGAGGCAACAACCCAGCUGCAAUUGCAAUGUAACAUCAUCUCAUCACAAGGAGGGGGGAUCGCCCGAGGUUUCCCGGAAGUCAUAUCACAAGGGGCCAAGAAUAAGAACAAUCCAUUGCGGUGAAGCUGUCAGGAUGUUGUUAAGGACACUGGUCUCUGCAUGGAAAGUAAUUGUAUAUAUCGAUUAGGAGACGGCGAUAACCCACGUACCUUUAUAAGCCAACGUUUCACCACUGUAAUAAACUGACAUCACCAGAGACAAUAAGCGAAUAACGGGGAUUUAGACAAUCGAACCAACCUUGCAAAUAUGUAUCUCUACAUGCACACAUCCCUCAAUAAAGUGUCUGUUCUGUGGAUCAACAACUUUUCAGAGUAGAAAGGAGGUUUCACAAAAGACCUGACUUCAUUUCCACAUCGAAUCCAGGUGUUUCAAAGGUUAGCCAGUGUUUGUCUAUAAGCUUUAAUGUAACCCUAUAACAUGGUGUGAAUGAUAGCGUUAUUAUUACCAUGAUUAUUUUUUCUUCUUUCUUUCCCUCAUAGUAUCAUGUUAGACUUUUUGUUAAAUGUGUGAAGGUAUGUCUGUUCAUCCUAUAUCACUCUAUUUGUUGUUUUUAAUAAAUGUUAAGAGUACUGAAA